UUUAAGACAGAUGAUAUAGAACCAUUAACUACAGCGGUUGUUCCUCCCCUUCCACCCCCUCCACUAGGAAAACGUCUGUCCACAGCCUCAGCCGGAGCUUUCUCUCUUUUUUCAAAUACGGCAGGAGAUGGAUCAACAUCUUAUUUACGUCUAGUUAAUUGGUUGUGCUCAAUGUCGGGAAUUUUGUUUGGAUAUUCCUCUUCCUCAAUUAAUGAUUCGAUUCCUUUUAUGCGUCGAGAGUUGGGAUUAACCCCUGCUGGAGUUGGAUUGAUCACGUCAUGUUUUCUAGUGGGUGCCGCAUUUGGAAGUAUUUUUGGGGGAAGAUUAGCAGAUCGUUUCGGGCGUAAACGAACGCUUAUAUUAAAUGAAAUUUUGUUUAUUCUGGGAACGCUUGGUACUUCUUUGGCACCCAAUUUUGAGACAGUAUUAGCUACCCGCCUUUUCCACGGAUUUUCUUCUGGUGGAAUAACUUCUGUUGCCCCAGUUUUGCUAGCAGAAACAUCGACGCCAGAACAGCGAUCACAAAGUGUAACAAUGGCACUCUUAAUUCUUGUGUUUGGAGAAUUUUGUGUUUUUGUUGUUGGUGCAGUUCUUGGUAACGUCUGGUAUGAAAACGACGCGAUUUGGCGUUGGAUUAAUGUAUUAAUUGUUGUCCCAGCAGUGAUUUUGCUUAUUUUACAUAUUCUUAUUGUUCCAGAAAGUCCUCGUUGGCUUGCUCAAAAUGGAAAGGCAAAUCUUGCAUGGAAAACGCUUAGAAGGAUGCGGCGAUCUUCAGCUCAAACACGACACGAAUUACGUGAAAUUGAGGCUGCUAUAAAUAAUAUUAACAAUAAUAUUACUACAAUUACAAAUCCACAAUUGGGAGAGAAUGAGGAUAGUGAAAAACUUGAAAAUAAGCCAACAACAAAGAAAGCUGGAAUAAGCGAUAUUUUAACAGUUUCUUGGUUGAGAACAGUACUUUUAGUUGGUAUUGCUGUUGCUAUUACACAGCAAGCAUAUGGAGUUGCAAUAGGAAUGCUUUAUGGAACUGAAGUGCUUCGAGAAGCAGGGCUAGAUACAAAAAUGGCUUUAAUCGCUAAUAUUGGAAUUGGGCUGGUCUCAUUUCUGGCUUCUUGGGCGGGUCUUUUAGUAGUUUCUAGAGUUGGUCGGCGUUCGCUUCUCAUUUUCGGCCAAAUAGGCACCUUAUUGGCACAUUUGGCUAUUGUUGUUUGUUCAGCAAUUUUGCCUUAUGGAACAGCUCGUGGCUGGGCUACUUUUGGCCUUUUACUCCCCUUCUUAGCAUUCUCACAGGGGGCUAUAUCUACAGUUACUUGGUUUUUAUAUUUUAGAGAUUUUUUAAAAUUAUUUUUAAGGUUAAUGUCUGCAGAAAUCUUCCCUUUAAGUAUGCGCGGAAUUGGUACAGGUAUUUGUAUGCUAUCUGCAUGGACAACUGCUUGUACUAUUAGUCAAUUAUUUCCUAUCUGUGUCAACAAUUUUGGCCAAGCCUUUACCUUUUCUGGUUUCUUUAUUUUUGGUUCAAUUUUAUUAAUAUUUACCUGGCUUUAUCUACCCGAAACAAGAAAUAAAACCCUCGAACAAUUAGAAUGCCAAUUCCAAAACGGUGAUUGGUUGGCUUUAAAAAAGCCGGGGAUUAGCAAUGCGGAAAGACGUUUAAAUCGUAAAGCAGCUGAAGCUAGAGAGGAAGACGAGGAAGAAAAGAAAAAUAGGUCCUUAAGUAUUGUUAAGGAAGAAAUUCCGGAAGGAAAAUAUUAA
This is a messenger RNA of Meloidogyne enterolobii, 1752 nucleotides long. The record is from the annotation of a GenBank genome assembly. NCBI's taxonomy places the organism in Eukaryota, Metazoa, Nematoda, Chromadorea, Rhabditida, Meloidogynidae.